CGUCUGUACUCGUCCUCUCCCGGCGCCGACGAAGCGGCCAUCAAAUCCAUCCUGGAGAAGCCUACUUGGUCUGUCAGGUCGCUUCUUCCAGACUCGGAAUCGAAGCGGGAGACUCCUACAGUUAGCUCUGGGCAGCUUCGCCAUCUUCUCCGUCUGUCGGCCCUUCCCCAGCCCUCCAGCGAGGCCGAAGAAGCUGCCAUGCUGGAGACUCUCGAGUCUCAGAUCCAUUUCGUGAGAGAAAUCCAACGCGUGGAUACAACUGGCAUGGAACCGUUGCAGAGUAUCCGAGAUGAAAGUGCAGACGCUACGAGGGAAAACACAAUCGGCUGGGACCAUCUUCAAGGGGCCAUGGCUAAAGAACGUACAGUUGGUCGGAGGCGGAGGAUCCAGCGCGUCGAACGUACAAAGACCGACCGGCCAGAUGGUGAUGCUUGGAAUGGAGAUGCUCUCGCAUAUGCCUCAAGAACGAAAGGAAAGUUCUUUGAUAAAUAUGCCACCAGAUCCGAAACACACGCCCCAAGCGACAGAGGCCAAGACCUGACCACAAUCCUGGAUCGAUCAAAUCGUGCAGAAUUGACGAUUCUCGUGGCUGAGAUAGCAAAUUUCAUGCGAGAUCGGAUUGUGCGAAACCUCAGUGUACAGGCUCCUCCAGCUCGGAGCAGUCCCAGCGAUAUGACCACCCAAACAAAUGUACAUCAGGAAAAAGAUAUUUCAAGGACAGAUCCUCACUCAGAUCCCGAGGAGCGUUCAGAUCCAGAAGAGGAAACCUAUCCGGUCAACUACGACCCAGAGUUCACCGUUCAUGUCUUGCAGUAUUUCGAUGACUGGCGAGAUUCCGUCCUUCUCCGCAUUGGCGAGGUAGUCAACAAGGAGAGUGAGCCUGACAAUGGGGGAAAAGCCGUCCAGGAACAGUAUUGUGAUGCAUCCCUGUCGCGUGAUCCAAAAGGAGAAGAUGAUGUAGCCAAAUUACACAGCGUCUACCCGGCUGUCGACACACCCCUUGCCCAGCUUCCCGUACAGGUGAAGCUGCUCAUCCUCCAUUCCAUGAUCCUCCUUCUGCUUAGCCUCGAGCAUUACAGUGCACAUUCACGAGUCUUGCUGUUACACCUCGUGUCCAGCUUGGGUCUGUCUCUCAAAGACCUCAACCAGGACGAGAUCAAGAUCGCUCGCGGGUUGCUGGACGUAGCGCUGGAGCUUUCAUCUAACCCCGAGACGAAAGAGGUGGCGAAAAAGUCUAGCUCUGCGCGGAAAUGGAAGGUUGGCAUCGCCUCGGUCGCGGGCGCCGCUCUGAUCGGUAUCACCGGCGGUCUGGCGGCACCUCUCGUGGCUGCUGGUCUUGGGACAGUCAUCGGAGGCCUGGGCCUCGGAGCCACUGCUGCGGCGGGCUACCUUGGUGCCCUUGCUGGGAGCAGCGUUGUGGUCGGUGGUCUUUUCGGCGCGUACGGAGCUCGAAUGACCGGCCGAAUGAUGGACCGGUAUGCCCGCGAAGUAGAGGAUUUUGCCUUCGUGCCCAUCCGGGGCUCUCGGAUUCAACUGGAAGACGAGACGGAAGCUGCCCGACAGGACCACCGCUUGCGCCUCACCAUCGGCAUCACGGGCUGGGCAACUGAAGAAGACAACAUCGUGGACCCAUGGCGGGUUGUCGGGGCCGAUUCGGAAGUAUUUGCUCUCCGCUGGGAACUAGAGACAUUGCUGAAUCUCGGCAACGCGAUCCGGUCGCUCGUCACCAGUGCCGCAUGGGGUGUGGCCAGUCGGGAGGUCCUGGCCCGGACCGUCUUUGCACAGAUCAUGUCCGCUGUCGCGUUGCCCUUGGGCCUCCUUAAGAUCGCCCGCGUGGUCGACAAUCCGUUCAGCGUUGCCAAAGCCCGCGCAGACAAAGCGGGCGCCGUGCUGGCCGACGCGUUGAUCAGCAAGGCGCAGGGCGAGCGCCCCGUUACGCUGAUCGGGUACUCGCUUGGGUCCCGGGUCAUUUUCUCCUGUCUACAGACGCUAGCCCAGCGACAUGCCUACGGCCUCAUCGAAUCCGCCAUUUUCAUCGGGUCCCCCAUUCCCUCGGACGUAAAGCACUGGUGCCUGAUGCGAAGCGUGGUCAGCGGCCGAAUUGUCAAUGUCUUUUCGCGCAACGACUCUGUCCUUGCUCUCCUGUACCGGACGAGCAGCCUGCAGCUUGGAGUGGCAGGCCUGCAACCGGUCACAGACCUGCCAGGAGUCGAAAACAUCGACGCCAGCGACACAGUCAGCGGCCACCUGAGAUACCAACAUAUGAUAGGGAACCUGCUCGGCAUGAUCGGGCUCGAAAGCCUGGACUGCGAGGCCCUGUCGAGGGAAGAGGUUGCGCUGCUUGUCGAAGACCGACAGGAGGAACAGGAUCGGCUUCGACACGAACAAGAGGCGGGCGUUGAGAACCAGGAGGAAACGAUCCGCCGGAGCCUUGAAAGUGAAGAAUGGAUCAAUGCGGAGGCAGAUCGUGCUCAG
Penicilliopsis zonata CBS 506.65 is the source of this 2475-nucleotide messenger RNA. RefSeq lists its product as hypothetical. The transcript is spliced from 2 exons. Lineage: Eukaryota; Fungi; Ascomycota; Eurotiomycetes; Eurotiales; Aspergillaceae. The record is from RefSeq and is a predicted model, not a curated record. The annotation marks the transcript as partial.